CAACAAGCAGCAGAUGUGGAGCACGGGUAGAUCAAUUAUCAUUCAUUAUCAUUCAUACUUAUCAAAGCUCUUAUCAGGGUCUCUUUUUGAACUCAACCUAUUUUUUCAAACCCGUGUUUUCUUCAACACUUGUCGGUAUUACAUUCCCUCAAAGUCGUUCACUCUCACCUACCCCUUCAUUACUGAUCGCUUCUUUCCGAUCGGAUGACAAUAUCAAUCUUUACUAUCAGCUAAAUAGAAAGCUACGCCGUUUUAACAUAUCACCACUUUAUCGUCUUCUAUAUCUGGACGAUAUAGCCUAUUGCUGACUUCGAUUAUCUCGCCCCCGUUCAUUUGUUACUUUGGAAGUUUGAGUUCCCCAAUUGGGCCGCACUUACCUCAAAUAUCUUAUACGAAUAAGAAUAAUACCUACACUACACAUCAAAACACAACACUAUGGCUUCUAUCAACGCGUCAUUGAGUACUGGCGCGAGGAGAUGUAUCGGCAGUAGACAAUACAUAUCUACAAGCAUAUCUCAACGACAAUAUGGGACGAAUGCAUCUCGAUUGUCCAGAUCCAUUGCUGCUGCAGAUUCUCUCCAUUCCCGCUCACUACUACAAUCGCGAACUAGAACCAUGUCCACCACUACUACUCUCCGCAGUUUGAACGUCAACAACAUCAACCCACACGUCAAAGAAGCCAAGUAUGCUGUCCGUGGAGCCCUCGCUGUUAAAUCAGAAGAAUAUAGAGCCAAGCUCGCAAAGGGCGAUAAGGAUCUCCCAUUCGAUACAGUCAUAAGUGCCAAUAUUGGAAAUCCGCAACAAUUAGAUCAACAACCUAUUACUUUCUUUAGACAAGUCUUGAGUUUACUUGAGUACCCACCGUUAUUGGAGAGGGAAGAUGUAUUGUUAAAUGGGUUGGGCUACAAGAAGGAUGUUAUAGAGAGAGCAAGGUGGUUGUUGAAGGAAGUCGGAAGCGUGGGUGCUUAUAGUGCUAGUGCUGGUGCGACGGGAAUCAAAGACAGUGUGGCUAGAUUUAUUGAGAAUCGAGAUGGAUUCCCCGCAGAUCCAAAGGAUAUCUACCUCUCCGCCGGUGCCUCCGCCGGAGUUAACACCCUCCUCCACAUUAUCUGUGCCGGUCCCAAUACAGGUGUUCUAGUACCUAUCCCGCAAUAUCCUUUGUAUACCGCCUCCCUCUCCGUUCUCAACGCAAAAUGCGUCCCCUACUACCUCGACGAAGCCCGCAACUGGGGUACAGACCUCCAGGCCAUAAAGGAUGCAUAUGCUGCUGCUGUCAAAGAAGGAACCGAUGUCCGCGCCAUCGUUAUCAUCAACCCCGGUAACCCAACUGGUGCAAGUCUCCCACCCCAAGAUAUCGAAGCAGUCAUCAAAUUCGCCGCCGAGAAGAAAUUGGUUGUAAUGGCAGAUGAAGUAUACCAGACCAACGUUUUCAAAGGAAAAUUCCAUUCUUUCAAGCAGAUCCUCCGCGAUCUCCAAUCCAAAACUCCAGAAAAAUACGACAAUGUUGAACUCGCUUCUCUGCAUAGUAUUUCCAAAGGUAUGGUUGGCGAAUGCGGACAUCGAGGUGGAUAUUUCGAACUGUGUGGGUUCGAUCCAGAAGUCGUAGAACAGAUAUACAAAUUCGUCAGCAUCAGUUUAUGCGCACCGGUCAUCGGACAGUGUCUCGUCGAACUCAUGGUAAACCCUCCAAAGCAAGGCGAACCAUCCUACGAACUGUACAAACAAGAAUACGAUGGCAUCUUUUCCGGACUCCAGAAGCGCGCAACGGCUCUCUAUGAAGCAUUUAAGCAAAUGGAAGGUGUAGAAUGUCCAGAACCUCAAGGAAGUAUGUAUUUGUUCCCAAGAAUCCAUAUUCCAGAGAAGGCGGUAGAGGCUGCGAAGAAAGAGGGUAUGGGCCCAGAUGAAUAUUACUGUCAUAAAUUACUUGAGGCCACGGGUGUUUGCGUAGUACCUGGAAGUGGUUUCGGUCAAAGAGAAAACACACUGCACUUCAGGACGACAUUUUUGGCACCGGGUACAGAAUGGGUGGGCAGAAUCACAAAGUUCCACGAGGAAUUUAUGGGAGAGUUCAGAUAGAGGGAUAUUGCUAGAGUGGAGUGUGUAGAGCAUGAGAGGGGGCGGACAAUAUGGAGUAUGUAAUGCAAUUGCACAGAUGGGAAAAGGGAGAACUUACUCGACUAAAUCAAUAGAUGAAUAUCUAGCCGUAGAAGAGCUUUUCUUUUGAACAGAGUUUGAGAUUAUUGGCAUUGUCAGAGGAAAAAGGAAAGGGGAAGAGGAUGAGAAUGACAGGAAAAAGAAGAAAAGAAACGAAAUUAUGAAAUUAGAUAUCUGCUGUAAAUAAGGAUAUAAAGAUAUAAAAUAUACAACAGCGUGCAUCAUAUAGCGUAGCAUACCUAGUAUAGCAUAGCUUAUAAACCCAUUACAUCUGGA
Botrytis sinoallii is the source of this 2430-nucleotide messenger RNA. RefSeq lists its product as uncharacterized. Gene Ontology annotation, biological process: biosynthetic process. Gene Ontology annotation, molecular function: L-alanine:2-oxoglutarate transaminase activity; pyridoxal phosphate binding. The record is from RefSeq and is a predicted model, not a curated record. The coding region runs from base 436 to 2076 and encodes 546 amino acids. The transcript is spliced from 3 exons. NCBI's taxonomy places the organism in Eukaryota, Fungi, Ascomycota, Leotiomycetes, Helotiales, Sclerotiniaceae.